Molecule: messenger RNA, 855 nt
Organism: Colletotrichum graminicola M1.001
Lineage: Eukaryota; Fungi; Ascomycota; Sordariomycetes; Glomerellales; Glomerellaceae
Exons: 3
Coding region: 1-855 (284 amino acids)
Molecular function (GO): metalloendopeptidase activity
Source: RefSeq, a predicted model, not a curated record
AUGGAGUACAGAAAUCGCAUUCCCGUUUUCCUCGCCAUGUUUUCCGUGCUGUCUUGCACUGCAUUCAUCCCGUGUCUGGUAGCAGCUCAGAACUCUGCCCCACGACUGACGCAACGCGCUCCUUUCGAUAAUAUGUACUAUGUAGCCAAGGGCGAGUGGGUCUGCAGUAAGAAGCAGCUUCGAGAAAUUGGUAACACCGUUGCCGAGACGGUUAAAUACGCUCGCCAGGCUAUCGAUGUUCUUCAAGUCCCGGGGGCCGAAGACUCAGAAGCAUACCAAACAUGGUUUGGGCCUUCGAACGCCAACACCCACGCGAAGACGAGAAUCAUAGAUCAUCACUACCGUAUUGCCUUCGAGAACCUGGGGCAGCCGUCAAUACCGGUAACUUUGAAUUUAGGCGGCAUACAGCAAUUCCAAGUAGCAGGCCACGUGCCGCCUGUAACAGCGGGUUCUAUGGUCUACGCUUGUCCUGAAAAGAAGGAGAUGAUGGUAUGCAAAAGCGCUACAGCUGCUGUCGUUGGCCCAGCGCCAAACGCGAAAAGUCCUCUGGGUACCACGAUGAUUUACUUUUGUCCUGAAUUCUUUAGCUCAAGGAGAAUCUCCGAAACCGAGAUGAAGAAGCAGUGGGGACAAACAUCAAGUGGCCAGAUGUCUCGCGGCAUGAUUCUGCUCCACGAGCUUCAGCAUAUGGCAACUGCUACAACAAAUAGCGAGCAUUGUUCAGACUAUGCCUAUGAGCCAGAACUGUGUAAAUCUCUAGGGGAUGGUCGCAAGAUACGGAAUGCCCAAAACUACGCUUUAUUCGCUCUCGACGUCUCAGUUAAUCCUAAUAAGGGAAAGCCUGGCUCUAAGUAG